GCAUGCGUUAGCGUGAUUUCUGUAACUAACAUGGCGAACACUACAACAGCUUUAACUGUUGGGGGAAACAGAACUACAGGACAAUCAGUCCGAACUCAAAAUGUUUUGGCUGCCAUGUCUAUUUCGAAUAUUGUUAAAAGCAGCUUGGGUCCAGUUGGACUAGAUAAAAUGUUGGUUGAUGAUAUAGGUGAUGUUACUAUUACCAAUGAUGGUGCCACUAUUCUAAAAUUACUUGAAGUUGAGCACCCUGCUGCUAAGGUUCUUGUUGAACUUGCAGAUCUGCAAGAUCAAGAAGUUGGUGAUGGAACUACUAGUGUGGUGAUUAUUGCUGCUGAAUUGUUAAAAAAUGCUGAUGAAUUGGUCAAGUGUAAAAUUCACCCUACCUCCAUUAUAAGUGGCUACAGACUGGCAUGCAAAGAAGCUGUUAAAUAUAUUCAAGAUCAUUUAACAAUUUCUGUUGAUGAUUUGGGUCGCGACUCCAUAGUUAAUGUUGCUAAAACCAGCAUGUCAAGUAAAAUUAUUGGACCUGAUUCUGAGUUCUUUGCCAAUAUGGUGGUCGAUGCUGCAACUGCUAUUAAAACAGCUGAUGGCAAGGGAGGCUACCGUUAUCCAAUCAAUGCUGUCAAUGUACUUAAAGCCCAUGGCAGAAGCUCUAGAGAAAGCAUUCUAGUUAAUGGAUAUGCUUUGAAUUGCACAGUAGCUUCUCAAGCCAUGCCAAAGUCUAUGCGAAAUGCCAAAAUAGCAUGUCUAGACUUCAAUUUACAAAAGACUAAAAUGAAGUUAGGUGUACAAAUUUUAGUGGAAGAUCCAGAACAGUUGGAACUGAUGAGGAAAAGAGAGUCAGACAUAACCAAGGAGAAAAUCCAGAAAAUUUUGAAUGCUGGUGCAAAUGUAAUUCUAACAACCCAAGGAAUUGAUGACCUUUGUCUGAAGUACUUUGUUGAAGCUGGCGCAAUGGCAGUCAGACGCUGUAAGAAGACAGACUUGAAACGUAUAGCUAAAGCCACUGGAGCAACUUUCUUAAUGACUUUGGCUAACAUGGAUGGUGAGGAAUCCUUUGAUCCAUCAUAUCUUGGCCAUGCUGAAGAAGUAGCACAAGAAAGAAUUUGUGAUGAUGAGCUUCUCAUUAUUCGAGGUCCAAAGGCAAGAACAGCAUCCUCUAUAAUUCUGCGUGGAGCCAAUGAUUUUAUGGUGGAUGAAAUGGAAAGAUCAAUCCAUGACUCUCUCUGUGUUGUAAAGAGAGUGCUGGAAUCUAAGAAAGUUGUGGCUGGUGGUGGAGCUGUAGAGGCAGCUCUUUCUAUCUAUUUAGAGAACUUUGCUACUUCUUUGGCAAGCAGAGAACAGCUGGCUAUAGCUGAAUUUGCCCAGUCCCUACUUGUCAUUCCUAAACAGCUGGCAAUCAAUGCAGCUCAGGAUUCUACAGACCUUGUUGCCAAACUCAGAGCCUUCCAUAACACUUCACAGACACGAGCAGAACACAAUGACCUCAGAUGGGUUGGCCUUGAUCUUUAUGAAGGAGUUGUAAGGGACAACAAAAAGGCAGGUGUUUUGGAGCCAGCCAUCUCUAAAAUCAAAUCUCUCAAGUUUGCCACUGAAGCAGCCAUUACCAUCCUUCGAAUUGAUGACAUGAUCAAAUUAGUUUCUGAGAAGCAUGGGGGCCAGUCCUACCAUGAUGCCUACAGGUCUGGACAACUGGAUGAUUAAUUGAUCAACUGUAUCUCUCAGUGUUACUUGUACAUCUGAACUGGUUCAAUUCAUUAGCCUAAUUCAUGUGCAGAUUAUUUGAGUCAACAGCCAGAAACAUUUGAAUUUAUUCAGUUAGCAUAUUCAAAAGUUAUUUCAUUUUACUAAAUUAAUUAGGAACAGCAAAUUCUCAGUUGUGCAUCUCAAUGUGUGUGUGGCUUUGAAAUUAUUAUUUUUAAAGGAGUAAAUGAAUAUUAUUUAUUUUUCUUUUCUAUUUGCACGCAUUUUCUGUGUGAUUACAUUUUUAUAUGAUAUUAAAAAAAUUAAUUAAAAA
This is a messenger RNA of Physella acuta, 2017 nucleotides long. Its product is annotated as T-complex protein 1 subunit alpha. Gene Ontology annotation, molecular function: ATP binding; ATP hydrolysis activity; ATP-dependent protein folding chaperone. NCBI's taxonomy places the organism in Eukaryota, Metazoa, Mollusca, Gastropoda, Physidae. Gene Ontology annotation, biological process: protein folding. The record is from RefSeq and is a predicted model, not a curated record.